Messenger RNA from Bufo gargarizans (Asiatic toad), 2973 nucleotides. It is a transcript of the gene ALG12, whose product is annotated as ALG12 alpha-1,6-mannosyltransferase. Gene Ontology annotation, biological process: protein N-linked glycosylation. Bases 245 to 1708 code for a protein of 487 amino acids. The transcript has 9 exons. Lineage: Eukaryota; Metazoa; Chordata; Amphibia; Anura; Bufonidae. Gene Ontology annotation, molecular function: alpha-1,6-mannosyltransferase activity. Gene Ontology annotation, cellular component: endoplasmic reticulum membrane. The record is from RefSeq and is a predicted model, not a curated record.
UGCACUGCGCGCCCAUAGCUGUCACUGAGCCGGGGAAUAGAAGCGCCGCUGCGGCACUAGCUAACAUGCUCACCGCUACGAGGGGCGCAUGAAGGGAACUGUACACAUACAUUGCGUCAUUGUCAUGGACGGGGGUCGCAGCGGCCAUUCCUGACCAGCAGGGGGCGCUAUGACAUAAGGCAAAAUGGUGUGGUAAAUACCACCUUGCCAAGGGGCGUGUCUGUCUAGUGUCUUGCCGUCCAACAUGGCGGUGAAGAGGGGCUCCAGGAGACAAGUUCUCCUGCUGCUCCUGUUCGUGUCCGUGGCGGCCGUGCAUCUCCUUGCCUGUCCGUUCACCAAGGUGGAGGAGAGCUUCAGCCUGCAGGCGUGCCAUGACGUGCUGUACCACAGGCUGGACCUGGACAAGUACGACCAUCACCAGUUCCCGGGGGUCGUCCCCAGAUCGUUCCUCGGGCCGCUCCUCAUCAGCGCGCUGUCUGCCCCUGGCGUCCACCUCCUCUCCCGCCUAGAGGUGGACACGUUCUACUCGCAGCUCCUAGUACGAGCCUCUCUGGGUCUGAUGGUCCUUUUUGCCCUAUGGCAGCUGCAGAAGGAAGUGAGGAAGCAGUUUGGCGCUCAUGUGUCUACAUAUUUCUGCCUGAUAACAGCCACUCAGUUCCAUGUGAUGUUUUAUUGCACUCGCACCCUCCCUAAUAUAUUAGCGCUCCCUAUUGUCCUGCUUGCUGUCACCUUCUGGAUGAAACAGAAGCAUGGUCCAUUUAUUUGGCUUUCUGCUUUGGCCAUUAUCGUCUUCAGGUCUGAGCUGUGUAUACUGAUGGGGCUGAUGCUGCUGCUGUCGCUGAAGAAGGGAAGUGUCUCGGUUUUUACAACUCUCUUGCAUGCAGUCCCAGCGGGAAUUAUAUGGCUUGGUGUGACCGUCCUGGUGGACUCCUUUUUUUGGAAACGCCUUGUUUGGCCUGAAGGAGAAGUUCUGUGGUAUAACACUAUUUUGAAUAAAAGCUCAAACUGGGGCACCUCUCCAUUCCUGUGGUAUUUUUAUUCAGUAGUGCCGCGAGCAAUGGCCUUUAGCUUAUUCUUUCUGCCAUUUGGCCUCUUUGAUAAAAGGAUGCGCCUACUGGUUGCACCAGUUGUGGCUUUCAUAUUUUUAUACUCCUUCCUUCCUCACAAAGAACUUCGGUUUAUCAUUUACACAUUUCCGCUGUUAAACAUAGUGGCUUCUAAAGGAUGUUCAUAUAUACUGCAGAAUUAUCAGAAAUCCUGGAUAUACAAGUUAGGCACUCUUUUUGUCAUAGCCCAUCUUUUUGGAAACGCAGCAUACUCUGCUAUGUCUUUGUACGUGUCCCAUUUCAAUUAUCCUGGAGGUACUGCAAUGGCUGAACUUCAUAAAAUGGUGGCCCCAUCCACAGAUGUGUCUGUCCACAUAGAUGUGGCUGCUGCUCAAACUGGAGUUUCACGAUUUUUACAGUCUCAUUCACAUUGGAGGUAUGAUAAAAGAGAAGACCUUUCGUCUGAAGAGAAAGCAAUGGCUUCUUAUACUCAUAUCAUUAUGGAAUUUGACGCUUCUAAGUUGCAUCACUACAGAAACACUCAUAAAAUACUGAGAGAAAUACCUGGAUUUGACAGGCUUGGCUUUAAUGCUACUUUUCCACCAAUUUAUCUGAAAUUAUUAACAAAAUUAAUAAUUUUACAAAGGACCCACCUCCUUUAAUUUGUUUUCAGUAUUUUUUUUUAUUAUCUUGAGAUAUGACUCUCUGAAGUGAUCCCAAGUUGAUCACUAGGCAUUGUGCUCCCUCAAAUUUAAAGGGUUAUUCCGGUUACAUUAAGUUAUCUCCUAUCUACAGGCUAAGUAUCAGAUCAGUGAGGGCUCUACCGCUGAGACCCCUACUGAUCAUAAGAACAGGGGCUCAUACCCCCUGCAGUCCCUCUGAAAUGAAUGGAGCGGCCGGUUGGGCAUGCGUGCGACCGCUCCAUUCAUUUCUUUAAAAAUUCUGGAGAUAGCUGAGCUCUGUACCUGGCUACCUCUAGAAACCCCAUAGAAAUAAAUGGAGUGGCCACGCACAUGUCGAACUGCCGCUCUGUUCAUUUCAGGGGGGCUGCAGUGGAUACAAAGCCCCUGUUCGUGUGAUGGGUGGGGGUCCCACAGGAUGGGGGAUAACUCAAUGUAACCAGAAUAUCACAGAAAAAACUAAGAUAAAACCAGAAUAUUUCUUUAAUCUCAAAGUUCUCAAUCUUUUCAAAAGUCUCCAAACUAAUGUUGACUUCAAGAAGCCAGUACCACACAUCCAUAAAGCAGUCCAAUUGUACUCCAUGUUACUGUUGCCAUCUUCACGCUGAUAGCUAGGGCAGACCGUUGUGAGAUCCAGCCCAUGAUUCCCUUCAAGGUGUGAUUUACUAUAUCAGAAAUAAAAAAAUAUUUAACCCCUCUUCUGCUGAAAAAUCUGUGGGGAGUAUAUGGGUAUAUUCAACAUAGCAGAUUUUAUUUUUAUUUCUGUCAAUUCAUUUAAUUCAUCCGAAUGGGAUUGUUUUGGUGGAAAGCACAUUCAGAUGAACAAAUCUUGUGCAUGUGACUUUAUCCUAAAGGUCCUUUUACAUGGGAAGAUUUCUUGACUGUAACAUAAGACUAUACCAGAGAUUUAUCAAAACUGGUGUAAAGGACAACUGGCUUAGUUGCCCAUAGCAACCAGAUUCUACCUUAAAUUUUCCAAAGGAGCUAUAAAAAGGUGAAAUGUGAUUGGUUGCAAUGGGCAACUAAGCCAGUUCUACUUUAGACCACUUGCUAAACCUCCCUUUAUGUGCUGCUGACAUCCUAUUUUAACAUCUGCACAGAAGAUGCAAUUAAUGACAAGUGUACCUUUUUCUUGUUUGUCAGCUAGAUAGGUGGACAUGUUUACACUGGAUACUUGCUUUGUGUCGCAGCUUUUGUCACUUGAGCAGUUAUUGUCUUUAUGUAAAUAAAUUAAUUUGUUAAUUUUC